AUGCAACACCCUGAAGGCCCUGGGCAGUUGCUCACCUCAGCCGAGACAGAGGAAAAAGAGAGUGGCUCUAAAACAGAGGAGAAGGUGAGUGGUGCUGAGACAGAGGAGAAGGAAAGUGGCCCUGAGACAAAAGAGAAGGAGAGUGGCCCUGAGACAAAAGAGGAGAGUGGUGCUGAGACAGAGGAGAAGGAGAGUGGUGCUGAGACAGAGGAGAAGGAGAGUGGUGCUGAGACAGAGGAGAAGGAGAGUGGUGCUGAGACAGAGGAGAAGGAGAGUGGUGCUGAGACUGAGAAGGAAAGUGGCGCAGAGACAGAGGAGAAGGAAAGUGGCCCUGAGACAAAAGAGAAGGAGUGUGGCACUGAGUCAGAGGAGAAGGAGAGUGGUGCUGAGACAGAGGAGAAGGAGAGUGGUACUGAGUCAGAGAAGGAGAGUGGUACUGAGACAGAGGAGAAGGAGAGUGGUGCAGAGACAAAAGAGAAGGAGAGUGGUACUGAGUCAGAGAAGGAGAGUGGUACUGAGACAGAGGAGAAGGAGAGUGGUGCAGAGACAAAAGAGAAGGAGAGUGGUACUGAGUCAGAUUAG
Nanorana parkeri is the source of this 582-nucleotide messenger RNA. Its product is annotated as VID27-like protein. NCBI's taxonomy places the organism in Eukaryota, Metazoa, Chordata, Amphibia, Anura, Dicroglossidae. The record is from RefSeq and is a predicted model, not a curated record. The coding region runs from base 1 to 582 and encodes 193 amino acids. The transcript is spliced from 2 exons.